AAGAUAAAAUAAAAAGAGGGAUUAAGUGGAAAUGAUGUAUACGGAGGUCGGAGGAGAACAAGAUAGCGGGAAAGUGAAGGAAGACUGAGGUUAGAUGGACGCGAUCUGUUGCGGAAAUAUGAAGGCGGAGACGGCAUCUGUGGCGUCACGGCGGAGAGGAAGGAGGAACGGAUCGCUUCUGCUGGCGUCGGAACUUGCGGCGUCCGAUGGGGCGGAAAGGGCGGCCGCGUACGGCCGGAUUUCCCGGUCGCGGAGCUGCGGCCGACAUGAGAAGAUCGGGGAGAUGAAGAAGAACAGGGCGUUGACCUUCCUGAUGGAAGUCUUCUCCCGCAAUUACAUGGGAUGCGGCGGCGGCGGCGGCUCCAUCGGGGUGGAGACUGCAGACGAUGCGGUGGUGCGGCAGAAGAAGACGAAGAAGGAAAAAGGGCAGCCGUCGUCUUGGCUCCCGGAUCCCCACCGGAGAUGGCCUGUUCAAGGAUGGUGAGUUUUUUGAACUCUGAUUCAUUUGUUAAUUGUUCCCACAAAAAAACAACACAUAAAUGUGGUGAAUACCUUUACACCUUCCAAAUGACAUUGUGCUUCUGGUGUAAAUGACUUCUAAUUUUUUAUCCUAUAAAUAUGAAUAUGUUGA
This is a messenger RNA of Cuscuta campestris, 631 nucleotides long. NCBI's taxonomy places the organism in Eukaryota, Viridiplantae, Streptophyta, Magnoliopsida, Solanales, Convolvulaceae. The record is from the annotation of a GenBank genome assembly.